Molecule: messenger RNA, 2505 nt
Organism: Malaya genurostris
Lineage: Eukaryota; Metazoa; Arthropoda; Insecta; Diptera; Culicidae
Product: gastrula zinc finger protein XlCGF57.1-like
Exons: 3
Coding region: 324-2183 (619 amino acids)
Cellular component (GO): nucleus
Molecular function (GO): zinc ion binding
Source: RefSeq, a predicted model, not a curated record
GAACGCUUUGAUGGGAUAUCUUUGAAAACAAUCGAUUUUUAUUUACUAAACAAAUUUGUACCAAAACCUGAUUUCAGUACAUUUAAUUUCAUUGCGAUAGUAAUUUCGCGGUUUGAUUACUUUGUGCGUCAGAUAAAGUCACUGGUUUGCGGUACUGUGUUUUCUGUAUUCCCGUUCGUGUUGAAACUUCAAUCUGUCGCAGUGGCAAACCACAAAUACUCGACCCGUUAGACUUUCCGCUAACGAUUUCCAUUGCGUAUGUCGUGUUUUUUCAACAUCGUUGAUCGGAAUAGAACGGUUUCCAGGUCAGGACAACUUUGCCGAUGGAACUGAUCGCGCUGCAUAAUGGCCUAACUGCUACCGUUCUGGAUCUGGACUUUUGUCGGCUUUGUCUUGGCCGUGAUGGAACCGAACUGAUCAGUGUGUUCAAUGAAAGUAUCAACGAAGCCGGCAAAGAACCGCUUAAUGUUAAAAUUUUUCGAUUCUUCGAAGUACAGAUUAAUGAGAAUGACAUUCUUCCAACUCGUAUUUGUCAGCUUUGUCUGCUUCAAACAGAAAGUUGUUCCGAUUUUCGAGAUAAUUGUAUACGAAACGAGAAGAAACUGCAAGAGUUGAUUGCCGUGCAUGAUCCUGAUGAAGUCGAAACAAAGGUAGAACUUCAGCCAGAAGUGACGAAUUUGAAGCGGGAAGAAGUUGUACUGGAGUACGAUGGAGAGAUCGAGGAGGAGGAGGAAGACGCCGCAGAAACGAUUGUUGUCGAUCCGACAAAGGAUUACGAAAGCUCGAACCAAAGUUUGCAAGAGUUCACCGACGAAGAUGAAAAUACAGACGUUCCGCCGGUAGAAGAUACGGCUGACGAAAGUGUCAAGGUGGCCAACAUGAACGAUUCGUCGGAAGAUCUGUUGGAGGACAGCAAACUUAAGAAACUGGUUCACAUGUGCAAGUACUGUGAUGUGGCAUUUGCCAUGUCUAACGCUUGUUACGUUCACGAAACGCAGGAUCAUGAUUUACUGGCACCGUACGCUUGCCAAUUUUGCGAGUUCAAAACAAUUAACCGAGGUAUACUUAUAACACACAUCCGAGACGUGCAUGGAAUCGAUCGACCGUACAUUUGCAUCCAGUGCAACAAGGGAUUCCAUCGAAGAUCUGAUCUGAAAAAGCACACAUUCGUGCACAGUGGCGUUCGUCCGUUUGCCUGUCACGAAUGUGGGAAAAGCUUCUCGAGAAACACUAAUCUGACGAAACACUUGAGAAUUCAUUCGGGGUUUAGGCCGCAUAUAUGCAAUACUUGUCCAAGGUCGUUUGCCAACAAGGCAGAUCUGGUGCGGCAUCAGAAUAUCCACAUGUCCCUGGGGAAACAAUUCUCGUGCAGCAAGUGCAAUAACACGUACGCUCGUAAGGACAAGCUUCUCAGUCACGAGCGCAUUUGCUAUGCCAAGCAGCUGCAGCAACAGCAACAGCAACAAAUCGCCCAGAUCAUGGCGACGGCUAUUCCGAUUGGAACCACCUCGAUGACACAGGCCGAGUUCGACGCGGAAAACAUGGUGAUCGCUUUGGAUCCUUACCAAGAAAUCGACCACACCCAAACCGAAGACGAUCCGGGCAUUCCGAAUGCCGCUCCGAUUUCGGCAAUCUCCACUUUCUCCAACAUCACUCUCCCACUGAACCAGCCAAACACUUCGCCGUUGCAGGCGAAAUUUUUCUCCUGUCAGAAGUGUCCGAAGAAGUUUCUUUCGAAAAAUACCCUCCACACGCAUCAGCUCAUCCACUCGGAUGUGCGGAAUUAUCGAUGUCAGACGUGCGAUAAAAAGUUCAUUCGAAAACGGGAACUCGACCGCCAUCUGACUGCCGUCCACAGCAAUCACAAACCGUUCGAGUGCAAACAGUGCGCUAAGCGAUUCUCACGUAAGGAUAAAUUGCUGCGCCACGAACGGGUCCACCGGGACGAUAAGUUCUUCUCCUGCAACGCUUGUGAUGCCAAGUUUCUGCGGAAAGAAGCUCUGACCAUCCAUUCGAAAAUUCAUUGCACCGCAGCGGCCGCCAUCCGCACGGACAAUCCCUCGUCGGAGGUGAUUAUCAUGAUCGAUCAGGACCAGCAGGAUCAACUGCUGAUGGAUCAUAUGUUGUCCUAUUCAGCCGAGGAUGUGGCGUUUAGUUCAGUGGAACCGUCCGCUCUGAUGUAAGCGAGAGAAGUGCUGAUUUAUUUUUCCUACCCCAAGGAAUUCCGUACUGUGUUUUUGUGUGAUGAUAAGAGUAUCGCUGGUCCGGUUACCGGUUUAGGUUCGGUUGAGUGACUGAGUUAUGAGCACCGGGACGAAUUGAUGCAGAUUAGUCAGUUGUUUGGCUGUGACUGACUGUGGGUUGCGGAUAUUUUGUCACGGAAACUUUACUAUCUAUUUUAGCUGUAAGUUUUCAAUAUAAGGAUGUAUUUAUUAAACCUAAGUAAAUUUGGUCUCAAAUAUCUCUCGUUUGGAUGUCGUCUCUAAUAAAUGGAGAUAUUCUAAA